Messenger RNA from Blastomyces dermatitidis ER-3, 1472 nucleotides. RefSeq lists its product as uncharacterized. The coding region runs from base 75 to 794 and encodes 239 amino acids. Gene Ontology annotation, molecular function: transcription coregulator activity. NCBI's taxonomy places the organism in Eukaryota, Fungi, Ascomycota, Eurotiomycetes, Onygenales, Ajellomycetaceae. Gene Ontology annotation, cellular component: mediator complex. The record is from RefSeq and is a predicted model, not a curated record. The transcript has 2 exons. Gene Ontology annotation, biological process: regulation of transcription by RNA polymerase II.
CUCAGAGCUUCAGCUGCUGACCUCAUCAUUCUUCCCCGUCGCAUUCUCAACUGAUAUCACAUUGCUCACUCCGCAUGACGAACUCCGCACGAAACGGGCAGUUCUAUGCGUAUCGCGAUAAACAAUUGUAUAUGCUUAAUCUCAGUUUAUCCAUAUUCAAAAUAAUAGCCCACCAUCCUCAACUACUAGCGAGGGAAGCUACCGCUCUCCGCUCCACCACCACAUCAGCUACGAUGGCAGACAUUCUCACACAGCUCCAAACAUGCUUGGACCAGCUCGCAACCCAAUUCUACGCCACCCUCUGUUACCUAACAACAUACCACGACCACUCCGCCGCAACCCCACCCUCCAACGUCCCAACCGCAAUCCCACAACUGAAAAAGAUUCCCAAAAACCCUCCUCCCACAACUACUGUAUCCACCACCGCCAAAGGCACCAGUGGAGCCGCUGCCUCCUCACAAGCCCAACAAUCCACCACCCCGGCAGCCGCAGAAGCACAAGCCCAGCAAGAAGAAUCGCCUCCAGCAGAACCCACCCCAGAUACCCCCGAGAUCUUUGCGCUACGACAGCGCGAGCUAGCGCGUGACCUAAUCGUCAAAGAGCAGCAGAUUGAGUACCUCAUCAGCGUUUUACCUGGGGUGGGGAGCAGUGAGACGGAGCAGGAGGAGAGGAUUAGGCGGCUAGCGGAGGAGUUGAGGGUUGUGGAGGCGGAGAGGAUGGAGAAGAGGAGGGAGAUGAGGAGGUUGGGGGAGAGGGUUGAUGAGCUGUUGGGAGCUGUGGAGGGGAGGUGGUAAGGGAACGAUACUCUUCGGGGAGGGUGGUUGGUCGUUUUUGGAGUUUUCUGGGUUUAUGGGUAACUUUCUUUGGCAGGAGGGGAUUUAUUAAAUAAAUAGUACGGACGGCGUUGGAUGGAUGGUGGUGGUGCGUUCUUUUGUGGUUGCUUGUGGAUGGGAUUCCUUUGACCUGUUGGAUAUUCAUUGCUUUCCUAUUAUUGACACUAAAAUUUAUAGGGCAUUGGCACUGCCUUCCUGAGUGAGAGAUCCCCGUGGACUUAGUCCACGAGAUAUGGCAGUAUGUCGUCAAUAUCUAAUGAUAAAAAUACAUGAUUCCGUUGCUUGUAAAUUGAUAUAUAAGAAGACAAGAGGGAUCGGGUAAACAAUCCGAGAUACCUCACUUUUUUUUGUUCCAGAUAUCUAUUUAUCUAUGUGGAACGAACCUAAGAGUAGGAGUGAGACUUCGAGAAGCAAAAAUCCACAGGACUAUCAAAUAGUUCAUCAUCGGGCAGGAAUGAUGAAAUAAGCUGCGAAUUCGAGAGUAAAUCAUUAGCCCGCCAAAGUUAAAAGCGCGCCGCCAUGGGCAGAGGUGUUACAAACAAAUGUAAAAGGUCUUGGAAUGGGAUGUACAUGUACAUGUGCAUACAAAAGGGAUACGAAGAUGAAAAAAAUAUAAAAUGAAGUGAAAAUGAAACAGCA